AUGGGAGGACUGCUUACUCGAUACAAACUCAAUGCUUCAGAUCCCUUAGUUGCCCACUUAAAAGAAGCAAGAGCAAGAGAUAUCGACGAAACCAUGGAGUAUUACACUGUCAACUACCCAAACACGUAUACUCUGAACUAUGAGGAUUUUGAUGAUUUAUUUAGUCCAAUCUUAAGCGAUGUAACUAGCUAUUUCGAUAGGCUUAGUCAGAAUACUGAACAAGUGGAUUUAUUUGAGACGCUAGCUUUGAUAGUUUUGGCCUGCCAAUCUACUGUGCAAUGGAAGGUUGAGCAUCUGUUUCAGCUGUUUGAUUUUGAUAACUCAGGAACUAUUGAUAUGAAUGAGUUAGUUAUGACUAUUGGAGCUUUUACUAGAGCUUUAGGAAAAAUAGGGACUGGGAUUGUGCCGAAUAAAUCAACUAUUUUUAAUGUAGCAAGACAAAUUUUUGACGAAAUUGAUAAAGAUGAAAGCAAAACACUGAGUUUAGAAGAAAUUCAGACAUGAACUGAAAAUAAUGAAGAAUUUCAAGAAAUUAUGGCAAUUUUGUCUUCGAGACAGUCUUUUCAGCUUGCAAAAAUCAAAUUCGAUAAAAAAAUAACGGUUUUUGAUGAAAUCUUCCAAAAAAUAGCUGAAAUCAUUGGAGGAGACAAAGUGGCGCAUAAGAAUAUUUUGAUCGAAGAGCUCGAAAAAAUAGAAGAAAUCCAAGAGCUCGAAGACGCUGAAGUUCAGCUUUUGAUCAAAAUGAUGGCUGAUGAAAAUAGUGAGCUCGUAACCGAAGACAAUUAUUUUGAAGCAAUGAAGGACUGGGUUGCUUAUUCAGUAAGUGACUUUUUGAAGACUGGAAAACUAGAUAAGGUCGAAAUCAGGGUGCUAAUGAGCUUUCAAAGAGGAAAAGAAGUGACCCUAGACAAAGUGGAAGAAGUCAUGAGGGCUGUCGACACAGAGAAGAAAGGGUAUAUUACAAGAAGAGAAUGGCUGCAAUAUGCCAGUGGCGGAGACAUUCACCAUGAAAGCAGACUUUUAAGAGGAAAUCUAAGACGAGCAUUUAACGACUGUGAUGUUGAUGGAUCUGGGUCGAUUUCUUCACUGGAAAUAGAGAAUUUAAUGAAAGAAGUCUUGAGAGGUUUAAUUUUAUCAAAAAUCGAUCAUAAUGCUGAUAUUGAUGACCUUAUUAAUGGAAUUACAAGUGAUAUCAUUCAUAUGUCAGAAAAACCUGAGCUAAGCUGGCUUGAGUUCAAGAAGUUCUUCCCAAUUAUAGAAGAAAAAAUUGACUCAACUCAAAAGUUUAUUAAAGAAUAUCUUUAA
This is a messenger RNA of Blepharisma stoltei, 1305 nucleotides long. Lineage: Eukaryota; Ciliophora; Heterotrichea; Heterotrichida; Blepharismidae. The record is from the annotation of a GenBank genome assembly.